CAAGUGAAUCGGAAGGACGGCGGAAGGCCUAUUUUUGCAGAGUUUCGGACAAUUUAAUCAGUAAAGGCCCGUUGUAACCAUGGGCACGGACGAUGUCUCCAAAAGUGAUAAGAUUCGGGAUGGAUUUCAAAUUAAUUGGUUGAUUCUUCGAGACGCUGACACCGGCAAAAUAAUCUGGCAAGAAAAUAAAGAUUUUUCCUGUCCUGAUGUAGAGCAUGAAGCUCGAGUGCCAAUCAAGAUUUUGGAUCUGCGAGCAGUUUCCAGGGAGAUAAAUUUCAGCACAGUAGAAUCGAUGGAAAAUUUCCGGUUAGAUCAGAAGGUUCUCUUCAAGGGUCGUAUCAUGGAGGAAUGGUUCUUCGAGAUGGGUUGGGUCAGCCCGAACACAACCAACACCUGGCAAUCAACUAUCGAAGCAGCACCGGAAUCACAAAUGAUGCCGGCCAAGGUGCUGAACGGAAAUGUAACCAUCGAGACCAGUUUCUUCGAUGGAGAUACUCUGAUUAGCAAGUCAGUAGUGCGUUUGUAUUAUGUUUAGGCGCUAUACAUAGCAUGUUCUAGCGGUCCUUUAGUCACUAAGCUAAGUGCAUUUAAUUUAUGAUUAACAGUCGAAACGGACACAAUCUACACAGUAAGAGAUUCUCACUUUCACUCUUGAUCAAGCUUUGUGUGUAUGUAGAUUAAGAAUGGAAAAAAAAUAAUCCGUCACUAGUUAUUAGUUGAGUGUUCACGGCUAAAUCUGCUUUCAUGAUGUAUUUGAUAGGCAUUUAAAAAUGUAGCCGAAAACCGAUGGUGAUUUUGUUAACGGUUACUAAAGAAUUAGCUGCUAAUUUAAAUCAGGAGCUGCAACAACGGUAUUUUGGGCGACAACCAAAUUAACUCAAAUGAUUGAAGUACACUUAAGCCAUUUUAAGAAUUUUUUAGUGGCAUUCGUUUGUAUAUACAACUAUGCAUAUAGCAUGGGUUUUGUAGUUGUAAGAUGGUAAUAAAAUUUAA
Sabethes cyaneus is the source of this 993-nucleotide messenger RNA. Its product is annotated as probable cGMP 3',5'-cyclic phosphodiesterase subunit delta. The transcript has 3 exons. Lineage: Eukaryota; Metazoa; Arthropoda; Insecta; Diptera; Culicidae. Gene Ontology annotation, cellular component: cytoplasm. The record is from RefSeq and is a predicted model, not a curated record. Gene Ontology annotation, biological process: sensory perception of light stimulus. The coding region runs from base 80 to 535 and encodes 151 amino acids.